Messenger RNA from Bombyx mandarina (wild silkworm), 6371 nucleotides. RefSeq names its product WD repeat domain 81 (gene Wdr81). Gene Ontology annotation, cellular component: mitochondrion. The record is from RefSeq and is a predicted model, not a curated record. Lineage: Eukaryota; Metazoa; Arthropoda; Insecta; Lepidoptera; Bombycidae. Gene Ontology annotation, biological process: aggrephagy. Gene Ontology annotation, molecular function: phosphatidylinositol 3-kinase regulator activity; protein binding.
CCUACCUACAAUGAAAUGAUAUUUCCUUCGCAACAAACAAAAACAAUAAUAUUAUCGUAGUUUCUCUUUGAAAUGGAAUAUAUCGUAAAGGAAUUAGAUAUAAGUAGUAAAAAUGUUACAACCACGUCAACACCUGGAGUUUAUGCAGUCACUGUCCAUACACGUUGGAUUAAACAGUGGUUAAAUAUCGAAAAUGAAAACUUUUCAAAUGUUUCUUAUGUUUCGCAACCCGAUGAAAGUACGCAUCAACAGUUCAGAAGAAUGUUCAUUAAAGUUAUACGUAAAAAAUCAUCUAAAGUACUACCUCUACCCCGCUAUAAGUUGAAUGAAAACACUUCAGAAACUCCACUGACAUUCUCACAAUUACUCCAGUAUGUAUCACAGAGCAACCAGAGAAGCCUCUGGAAAGAAUCUUAUAAAAAGUAUUCACAAAAUACAGAUAGUAGCAGGACAGAGAAUUCUACUGUUAAUUUAAUUGAGCACGAUCAGCUAACAUCUGAGAUACUAUUUAGACUGUACUGUUGUAACUUAAUCAAGAUCAAAGAUUUUAGUUACGAAGAAAUUAUACCCAGUAUGAUAGUUCUAAAACCUCAUGAGACACAUAAUAAUCUGUUGGCUGCUAUGUUUAUAUUUGAAACAAGUAAUAACUUCUUUAUAGUUUAUAGAGGUAGCUAUGAGAACAAUCUAUUAGAUUGUUUGAAUUAUACUCCCAAUUUAAUUGACAAAAAUUAUGGAAGAGGAUUAUUUGUCAUUUAUCAGUUGUUGAACUUGGCAAAGGCCAUGAGCGACAGAGGCCUAAGCUUGGGAGCUUUGACAUUGCAAGAUAUUUACUUAUCGGAAAACUUAUGGCUACAAGUUGUACCCAUGAUUGUGAACAAUAUCCAUUGCCUCGAUCCUACUGACAUAUAUGAACAGAGUAAAAGAAGACCUCAGUUGAAUCAAGUUACUUUACCAAACUCAGAGACUUCGCAGUCCAAUGAUGAGUGUUCUUGGCGUAAAAACGCAGUUAAAUUGGAGAAGAUUUGUAUGCUAUGGCUAAAUGGUAUGAUAUCAAAUUUGGAUUACUUGAAACACCUCAAUGUGUUAGCUGGAAGAAGUCCUAGUGAUCCGCAAACACAUUUCAUGGUUCCUUGGGUAACUGAUUUUUCAUCUAGAUGUGGUCGAAAUUGGCGUGAUCUUACUAAAUCAAAAUACCGCCUAAACAAAGGUGACCAUCAGCUGGACAUGACAUAUGACGUCACGAGCUCAGCUGAUCAAAUUCCGCAUCAUGUGUCAGACGCAUUAUCUGAUAUCACUUGUUAUGUAUACUUGGCUCGUAGGACUCCUAAAGAGUUAUUAUGUAAAUAUGUACGCAACAAAUGGGUGCCAGCCGAAUAUCCUGCUUCGAUACAACGAAUGCAAGAAUGGACCCCUGACGAGUGCAUACCGGAGUUCUACACUGAUCCGACCGUGUUCAAAAGUAUACAUGAAGAUUUACCGGAUUUAGGCAUACCAUCAUGGGCUUCGUGCGUCGAGGACUUUAUGACUAAACAUCGAGAGGCCUUGGAGAGCACCCACGUGUCGGAGAACCUGCACCAUUGGAUAGACAUCACUUUUGGUUACAAGUUGUCAGGUCAAGCGUCUGUCAAAGCGAAGAACGUUUGCCUGUCGCUAGUGGACGGGCACACGCGGCUGCGGCGCGGCGGCACGGUGCAGCUGUUCACGGCGCCGCACCCGCCCCGCGCGCCCCGCGCCACGCCCCCCGCGCCGCCCGCGCUGCACUGGACCCUGCCGAGGGACGCUAAGAAAUCAGUUAAAAACGAGAGCUCUGAUGAGGUCUCCGAGGAUGAGGAGGAGCCGGCCGGCGUCCCCCAACACGUGUCUUGUCUGCACGUGCCUCCGCAACGUCACAGAUCCCGACACAAGGGCAGCAGUCGCGCGCGCUCCCUCUCCAAAACUCCCAUCACCGACGAUUCCCAACAAGUCACCGAGAGUAGGGCCUCCUCCCAUUCGAGGCACUACAGGGUCCAAAGAUCGGAAAUGGGAAAAGGCGUUAUUUAUUUACCGAAAGAAUUUAACCCGGUCGCUUCAAUACAGGCCCUGGAAGCAUUGGAUAACUUCAAAACGAAAUGCUUUUUCAGCAAAGCGAACGAAAAGGACGAAAAAGAAAAUCUCGAUUCAUUCAAGUCCCAACAGGACGGUAAAGCAAAGGGAUCCGCCAUUAAAAACUCGGAGCGAAACGAUGAUAAUUCGUUUACUAAUCGCAUGUUUCUCGGCUCGUACGAUUAUAUAAAGAAAUUAAAUCACGACACGCAUUUAGAAUCGAUUUUUAAGAAGAGAAAGAAUCGUUCGUUCGUCACUAGGUACACGACGGACGCCGCGAUCUACAAGCAGUUCAUAACUGAAAAUCGCAAACAAGACAUGCUCGUUAUCGGUUGUCUCAUCGUCGAGAUAUUCCUGCACGCGCAGAUGCGCCCGCUCAGGACGUUCCACGAAGAUUUUAUCGAUAGAUACAAAUGCUGCAGGACCGUAUUCAAAUACAAUUUUAACGCGUUACCUAAAUGCGUGACUUACAUGGCCUCCCUACUCCUCGACGUACAGCAACCGAGCUUAAGUUUCAAGGACGGAUUGUGUAUACGAGACGAGGUCAUUAAAAAGAACCCCGUCACCGACAAAGGUCUCCCCUAUCCGACCCCAGCGCAAACGUUGCAGCCGUUAUUGGCCCAACACUUGAUCCCGUUCCCUCAGAGUUUCACAGUAUUGUACAAGCUACUGAGCGCUUUACACGAAUAUGAGUUAACUAGUAACGAAUUGAACAUACUUUCGUGUUACGUAUGCGAUGGAAUUCAGUGUGAUAAAUAUCAGAACAUCGAUAAGGCGAAGACGUUUUUCGCACAGCAGAUCGCCGAAGGGAAGAUAAUGGCGUGCGUCACACAUUUAGACGUUCUUCUAAAUCAGAUCGAGAGGAACACUCAAUUCGAUGUCAUGGACAUAUUCCUGGCACACUAUGUCGAAUUACUGCAGAAUAAGGAAACUUCGGUGCUGGCAGCUUGGUAUUUAUUUGACAUUGUCAGCAAGGCUCUGGGACCGAACGAGACACGAAAGAAGUUGAUGAAAUACAUCCUCAAUUUGUAUGAAGAUGAUGAUUUUGUCGUAGACCGGCCGGAACAGCACAAGCUGACUGACGCCGACGACACAGCCGCGACGGCACUCACAAACAAACAGAAACUUGUUAAACUAUAUCAUCACAUAUUUUUGCUACAAUUAAUGGUCAGGUUGGGUCUUCAAUGUUUCCUGGACAAUUUCACGCAGCAUUUAGUCGAAGCUGUCGGGGGUUACAAAGACGUGUGCAGUGAAAUUAAUUCGCCGGGACAUUUGAAUCACAAACGUGCAAUGGCUAACAAGAAGCCGAGGUACUCUGACGAUAAUCUAAAAAGCGCUUUGUCGACCGCCACUGACAUAUUCUCACCGGACACUUCGUACGGAUCUGAGAAUAUUACUACUCCUAUCGUUGAAAAGGCAAUAGAAGUGAACAAUAGCAAAGAGAAGGACAUUGAUAAUCGCAGCGAAAACGAAUUGUUCCACUUCGAGAGUGACAAGGACAGACCGAGCACAAACUGCCGGAGUAAGUCCCCCACAGAAUCGAUUGAUUCGUAUGGUUCCAACGUCCAGGAGGCUCACACUCCUUCGCCAUCGAGAGAUCGCAUAUCCCCGAGUACUACAAAAUAUUUGACUCCUAACGCAAAAGAUCAUAGCGUUUUUAUCACGAAUGAAGAAAACAUUGAUGCGUCGGUCACCAAGAAACCGACAUCUCCCACGAUAGACAUACCGACAAAAUCAAUGUUCACUAGCUACCUGCGCUUCGCGGAGGAGAAUCCUUCAGAAGUCGAGGUGCGGAGGGAUUCUCAUUCGCGCCAAGUGAAGAGUUUAGAGUUCUCGAAGAACACAGACGUUCAGAAUAUGGAAACCUUUAAUUUCUGCGAAGGCAAUAUGAGAUUCAAAGAGAACAGUUCGUGUAAAAUAUCAGAUAUGAGCUCGGAGAGUCUGAUCUGGCUGGCCCACAGGCUCGGUCCAGUGCUCACUUGCAGGUACAUCACGAGGAAUUUACUUAAAAUGCUGACGCUGUGCUAUAUUGGGAAAGAUAACUUAGUUCCGUGGGAAGGAGACGAGAGAGAUGACUUCGAUGAUAUAUCAAUAGUGAACAGCAGAGUCGUGGGCGAUAAGAGUGCCGUGAAAGUAAUAAAUUGUCUUACUUCCAUCGUCGCUAUGUAUGGGGAACAAUUAAUAAUUUUUCAAUAUUUGCCGCACAUGGGCGAGCUGAUAGCGUCUUGCAGGAGGAGGCUGUCCGCCCCGCUAGAGGGCGGGGUGGUCGCCUGCUUGCAAUUGGUCAAGUAUUUGGUGCCUUACAUGUCCGAUGUCAAGAUCAUGGAGCAACUGCAGGACACGUUUUUGAAAAUAAUCCUCCAGCCGGCCCUCCGCCUGUCGUCCACGUCUCGAUGCGCGUACCCCAACGGCGCGGUGGCGCGGCGCGCGGUCUGCCGGAAGCUGGUCUCCGCGCUGCACGUGCUGGCGCUGAGGGUGGGGCCGGAGAUGACGAGGAGACACCUGUGCGUGCCGGCCUUGCAGAGAUUUUUCUUAGCGUUCGACAAAGCUACCGGUAAGAUCGAUAACUGGCCGAAGCAAGACGACCUGUAUCCUGAGGCUACACAAGACCCCGACGGUCAAGACCCGAAGGAAGGCUUCCUGGAGAUAUGUCGUGACGGCACGACCGCGGAGUGGCGCGUGCAGGACGGGCGCGUGGUGCGGGCCGACCUGCCCGACCGCCCCGACCUGGCCUGCACGCCGCCCAGGGUCACCGCGCAGCUAGACUCAGGGACGCUCACCGCUCAAGAGGAAUUACUAAUGGUAUUCGACGAAGAGUUGGCUCACAAAACCUACACGAGUUUCACGCGUCUGGUCGGCACGGAGACCAUGGAACGCUGCCUCAAAAACUUGGACACCGUGAAAGGUUUAUGCAGAAAAUACGAACAGAAUCAUUCAAUAAGCUCCCCCCUUCAGAUAGCGCGUGCAGACAAGCGCGUCCAGUCCUCGUAUAGCGACGAGCCGCUGUGUCGCCGGGCCGGCGCGACGCCCAGCCGCCCGCACGACGCGCCCGCGGACCACAUCUCCAGCUCGAACAGCUUCGGUUCCAACGUCACCCUGGUCGGGAAUCGAAUAGAUGUCGCCAGCGACGCGGGAACGGAACUCGCCGGACAAGGGGAGGGCUUCGACGUGGUCUCGUACAAAAUGGACAACGGUGUUAAAAGCGAAAGACAUUUACGUGGCGAUUGGCUGAUCUACUGGGAACAUGAAAUAGGCCGUGCCGAUAAGGACACAGGGUUCAAUUUAAAACAGAUCAAACUACAGACGUUCGCGGGGCACACGCAUUCGGUCAAGUCGAUACACUGUCUAGACAACGAGCACAGCUUCAUGAGCGGAUCGAAGGAUAAAACGGUCAAGCUCUGGUCUCUGAGGAAUCAGGGCGACGGCAAUGCCACAACGCAGUGCAACUGGACGUACACGGGGCACAAGAAGGGCGUUCUGUCUCUUUCGUUCAUAGAGUCGCAGCGUCUAGCCGUCUCAACCGACUCCGUUGUGCACAUAUGGGACCCGUUCAUGGAGAGUGUUGUUUCACAGCUGGACAGCAUCAAGAGUCCCGUGAGUAUAGUCCGCGCGCUGCCGGGCGCCUCCUCGACCGUGGUGGCCGCCACCAACGACGCCACCGUCAGGGUUAUAGACGCACGCGACCCCAACCACUCCUACGAGCUUAAGCUGUGGUCCGGCGGCAGCACGUACAUCCGCUGCAUGUGCGCGUGGGACGCGCGCUGGGUGGCGUGCGGGCUCGCCAGCGGACACGUGGCCGUGCUGGAGCUGCGCACCGGCCUGCCGCUCGCCGCCUGGAAGCCGCACGACGGAGAGGUGCUGCGUCUGGCUGCAGUAGACCAGCACAGGCUGCUCAGCUCCGGGCUGGACCAAGUGACUGCCUUGUGGAAGCCGGACGAUGGAGAACUCAUCUCAUAUUUGAAAGGGAGCCCGGAGCCGGUGCACUGCCUAUCCGUGCACAACGAGGAGCUCAUAUCCGGAACCACCAACAACCGGAUCGGAGUGCACACCUCGCUGCAGCAGGACGCCGGCUUCUCCAGCACCAAGCUGCGCUCGGACACCUUCAAGGGAGUCCUCACCUGCAUGUCCGUGCUGCCGAUGAACAGAUUGCUGCUCUUGGGAAGCGACAACGGAACGAUAAGUCUGCUGUGCUGAUUGAACACAACACAUUUACUGGUGGUAGGACCUCUUCUGAGUCCGCGCGGGUAGGUACCACCACCCCGCUCAUUUCUGCCGUGAAGCAGUAAUGC